Molecule: messenger RNA, 2097 nt
Organism: Musa acuminata AAA Group (dessert banana)
Lineage: Eukaryota; Viridiplantae; Streptophyta; Magnoliopsida; Zingiberales; Musaceae
Product: axial regulator YABBY 5-like
Exons: 7
Coding region: 1240-1947 (235 amino acids)
Biological process (GO): cell fate commitment; abaxial cell fate specification; multicellular organism development
Cellular component (GO): nucleus
Source: RefSeq, a predicted model, not a curated record
UGUUCCCUCUCCUCUCUUAGCUUCUCUUUCUGUCGUCUCAUCGCGCUUCAUUUUCUACACAACUUUCUUAGUAUCAUCAUAUCAAGCAGAUCAGCAAUGAUUUGCCCGCUGCCUCGUCCUCUAUACUAUUAUUAUCGUAUAUUUAGUGCUUAAGGAAGUUUGCAGCUCGAAGAUGAUGGCAGUCAGUAUGUGUAAGUACGCUCGAAGAUCGAUCCAUGUAGGAGGUGGAAAGAAAUAGUGAACACUAUUUCAUCAUGUUGGCAUAUGGGUGCAGAAGCUUGAUGAGAUGAUAUGACAGAAUCAACCAUGAGGCCAACAUACAGAAUCGGGCACAUGUCUACGUGCCUUUGACAAUUGAAUUCCAACCAUAGUAUCUUGCAAUUUUGGAUCUUCCACCCAUGGCAGCCAUCCUCUUAUCUUCACCAAAAGAGCCAAGAAAAUAUUCUACUUUCUGUCAUUAAAGAUGUAUAGUGAAUGAGAUCUGCAUCAUCAAUUGAUUCUUGGAUUCAAGAUUUCAUGGCUGCCAUUCUAUGGAACUCAUUGGGAUGAGCAGAUCUUUUUGUUCCUUGCUUAGGAGGAGGAGGAGGAGGAGGAGGAUAUCAACCAACUUUGAGUGCCAGGAUCCUCAUCUCCAUCAUUGGGUUUCCCCAGCGAGAUAGCAGAUUCAUCACAUUCUUAUCUCUUUACAUGCACUUUCUUGUCAUUAAGGAUGUUCUCUUCCACUGGAUUCUUUCACCCACGCCAAUCUUAUCCAUGAUAAUGGGUUUCUGGCCAUGCAAUGUUCGUCUCCUUCCUUGGGUAGUCAUGGCUUUUCUAAUGACUAUGAAGCAGAAAAGAAGAGAGAGAGAGAGAGAGAGAGAGAGAGAGAGAGAGAGAGAGAGAGAGAGAGAGAGAGAGAGAGAGGAGUGCAGAAGAUGGCAUGACAAUUCAAAGGAGCAGCUUUUUCUUUUGUGUUUCUUCUUCUGCUAUUUUUGUGGCUUAUUUUCUCUUCUUUUUCGUUCCACCAGUUGUGACUCCUCAGAACUCUGAUUCCCUUGGAUUUCCUAGAGCGAGUGAGUAGGCAGUGCACACUCGUUUCCCUCCUAGAGAAAGUCUAAAGUUCCUCCAGGCAUUGAUCUCUUAAAAGUAGACAUCGGAAAAGAAACUCCAAAUCCAUAAACAAAAGAAAAAGUAGAUCCCAAAAGUAGACCCAUCCCUGUCCAAGAAACAAAGGAGAGACCGACCCAUCAUCUUUUGUUGAUGGGCCACUCGCCUUCUGCAGCUACUCUUCUUCCCAAGGUUGUUAAUCUGUCUCCUCCAUGCAUGUAUUUCCAUCUCUCCUCCUAUUGCUUCUUCUUGUCUGAUCUCUUCAUCUCUCCAAAUACUUGCUCUCCCAUCAGUAUGCUUCACCUUCAUGAAGGAAGAACCACUAAUGGUGCAACACCUCGGCCACAAUUGAUGCUUUUGGUGAGUGUCCCCGGCAACAGCUUGUUCAGCAUUGUAGCAGUGCGAUGCGGGCAUUGUUGUAAUCUGCUGUCUGUGAACAUGGGAGACCUGCUUCAGAAACUCCCUCUUCAAGAUCUCCAGACCUGCAACGCAGCAGCAGCUCAUGAUGGCAGGACGAUGGCAUGUGGAUCACCUUCCAAGUUCAACAGCACUUCCUUAUUCUACAGUGUGCCAAAGGAUCAACAACAAAUUAUGCUGCCUAUGCGUCCAGCUCCGGAGAAGAGACAUCGCGUGCCGUCUGCAUAUAACAGGUUCAUAAAGGAGGAAAUACAAAGGAUUAAGGCUAACAAUCCAGACAUCAGCCACAGAGAAGCAUUCAGCACCGCGGCAAAGAAUUGGGCACACUUCCCUCACAUCCAUUUUGGACUCACCAUUGAUGGCAGUAAGCAAGCCAAGAAUGAUGAACCAGUUGCUGCUACAGUCAGUGCACCGGGAGGCCAAAAAGCUCAGAGCUUCUUCUGAGUAUUAUUAAUCCGAAGAGUGAGUAUGCUGCAGUAAUUAAACUUGCAGUCUUCAGGUGGCUAUGAAGACCAUCUUAAUUACCUUUGUUUUGUGGAUGCUUAAACAUAAUAGAAAGAACUCCUAAGCACUCUGGCUAUUAUUUACUGCUCA